Messenger RNA from Ostrea edulis (European flat oyster), 2791 nucleotides. RefSeq names its product N6-adenosine-methyltransferase TMT1A-like. Gene Ontology annotation, molecular function: S-adenosylmethionine-dependent methyltransferase activity. Bases 20 to 784 code for a protein of 254 amino acids. The transcript has 2 exons. The record is from RefSeq and is a predicted model, not a curated record. NCBI's taxonomy places the organism in Eukaryota, Metazoa, Mollusca, Bivalvia, Ostreida, Ostreidae.
CCAUUUUAUUCCUAACCCUAUGUCACAUGACUUCAAAAUGGCAGAAAGUGAUCUUGUCGUCAAAGCCUUCGUUGUCUCUUGGGUUCUCCCGUGUUGCGCAAUAAUCUUCGUGUUGCACUUUUUUAAGAGAAAAUUUAAAGAAAUUUUCAGUGCAGUGUGGGCUUAUCUCCUCAAUAAAACGGUGCCGAUCGUGAACAAGGCAACUAAACGACAUAAAAAGAAACUGUUUUCUGAACUGUUGGAUCAGCGUAAAGAUCUGGGCAGAGAUUUAAUGAUUCUUGAAAUUGGGGCAGGUGGCGGAGCUAAUUUCGCGUUUUAUCCACCCAAAAGCAACGUCACUUGUUUAGAUCCCAAUAGAUAUUUUGAUGCAUACUUGGAAGUUAAUUCAAAGAAACACAGACAGCGUGUGAAUUACUUGAAAGGUUUCGCUGAGAAUAUGGAGAUGGUGGAAAGUGACAUGUAUGAUGCUGUCGUCUGCACUCUAGUGCUUUGCAGUGUUAGGAGUACAUCAAAAUCAUUAGAAGAAGUCCGAAGAGUUUUGAAACCGGGUGGGAAAUUUUAUUUUUUGGAACACAUUGCGGCAGAAAAGGGAUCACUGACAGGAUAUUUCCAGGGACUUUUAAAUCCGAUUUGGAGCUUUAUGAGUGGCUGUCAUAUUACAAGAGAAACAAAACAGGCAGUACGACGAGCAGGAUUCGCCCGCACACGUAUCACGCCAUUCAACGGAAAGUUUCCAUUUGUGUUCGUCAUCAGACCCCUAUGUAUGGGUAUAGCAACAAAGUAAUGGUUACUGUACAUCAUGAAAGGGUAAUUAAUUAUAAAUUCUUAAUUAGUAGAUCUACCUCUGUUUGUGUGUUCAGAUUAUCUCAGUGAUCUACCGUUGUUUUCUUUGAUUUUUCUCUUGCUCUGAACUAGUCAGUCAGAAAAGCAGCAAGUACUGGUUGAACUUCAGUGUCUUGAACAUCGGUAUCUCUUAUACAGUAAAACUCCAAGGCCAGUGAAAAACGGUUUGUUAUAUCUAAACUUUGUGAUAUCCAAUGAAAGUUUUGUUAUUUUUCAUUCAUUGAGGAAUAUCACUUUGUAAUAAGCAUUUUAUUAAAAGAGUUUUCCUUAUAAGCAUGUUGUACUGUACCAAAAAUAUGUUGAUUGAUUGAUUGUUUUGUUGUUUUCCGCCACACUUGGAAAUCCCAACUAUUAUUUUCUUUAUGUAUUUUAACUCUAAUAUCUUGAACUUGUGGAUAUCUCUAAGCUUUUUUUUUCGGCUCCACUGAGUGUGAGAUAACUGUGUUUGACUGUAUAUAAGCAGUACAGAUAGUUGGUCAGCUGUGGGGAUCGGUAUCAGUAAUUUACUACAGAAGAUUUACAUGCUUGUUUAUUCACAUGUUUAAUUUGACAGUAAUAUUUUGUUUUAAGAAAGGGAUGGUGAAUAUUAUCUGCCAUUUAAUUCCCCAUGCAUGUACCUGUAAUUCUCUCAGGAAUUAGUUUGUGUUUUACAAAUGUUUAAUAAGUCAUUUUUGUUUGAUUAUUCAACUGUACUUAUAUAUCUAUACUAGCUCAUCAAAUUUUCAUGUAGGAUUUUAUUGUUCAAUCUGCUUCAACAUAGACAUACAAUGUAGAUAAAUGUAUUUAGAAUGCAAAUUUCAAAUAUGAAUUUACUGAGGUAAUUUCUGUCUUCCAUACAUGAUACACACAUGAUAUGGGUACAUAUGUAUAUGUGUAUUGUUGAAUACAUGUACAUAGAAAUUGUAGAAUCUUGGAAACUUUUUUAUAGUUUUUCGAAUGGUAGAGAUAUGUUUAAAAAUGAUUGUUACAUAUCACAAUUUUUAUUGAUAUCAUUUAUACAUUUCACAUGAUUUUACAUUUAUUAUGUAAAAGUGAAUGGGGCAUCUAAAUCUAUUUAUGCAGGGCAAGUGCUCUGUAUUUAGCUGAAGUUAUUUAAAAUUUUUAUACAUGUAUAGAUCUACUAUUAAAAACUCAAAGGAUUUAUUUCAAUAAAGUUGAUAUUGUGAUACAUGUAACAGGUAACAUAUGCUUCAAUGAGCUUUUUUGACCAACAACAUCUUCAUAUCUCAGUAAUCAUAACUUCUAUUGAUUAGAUGAAAGAAGAAAUUUCUUUGGAAGCCUGUUGAUAUCAUGUCACUACAACAUGUUUUACUUCUUUAAGGUGGCUCACUACACCCAGAAAUAGUUUCUCAAAUCAGUACGAAUUGAUUUAAUUAUAAAAGAUAUGAUGAUAUACAUUAGUAUACAUGUAUAUGCAAAAAAGGCAAAAAUAUACAAAUUUGGAUACAAACAUGAUUUUCAAAAAAAAAUUAUUUCCUCCACACAUACACAUGUGAAUAAAAGACUCUCGGGGGGGGGGGGGGGGGGGGGGGGGGGAAUUUGAACUUAAGAUCUGUGAUUCACCAGCCCAAUGUUUCACCACUGAGUUACGAUGAUAGACAAACAAAUCGAUCGAUACAAAUAAUUUUACAAAACAUUUAAAUCGCCAUCUUGUGACAGAGUAUAAGCUUUAGUGUAGUGAGCUAGCUUAAACUGUUUUGAAUUAAUAUCACGACAUACAUUUUAUGACACUACGCCAUAAAUUGGUGAUUCAAAUGUUUUGUGAAAUUGUUUGUAAAUACCGAACUCUGACCUCCAAUUAGCUAGAUUACAGGAGCUCGCCACCAGAUUUGUCUUUCAUCUAACUAAGUGGAUAAAGUGUCAGGUUGCCAAUCUGCAGAUUCCAAGCUCAAAUUCACCGGUGCCUUUUGUUAAUAUUUAUUGAAAUAAAUUAAGUUUUGAAAAUCAU